Messenger RNA from Bipolaris sorokiniana ND90Pr, 1965 nucleotides. RefSeq lists its product as uncharacterized. Lineage: Eukaryota; Fungi; Ascomycota; Dothideomycetes; Pleosporales; Pleosporaceae. Gene Ontology annotation, molecular function: ADP binding. The transcript is spliced from 5 exons. The coding region runs from base 1 to 1965 and encodes 654 amino acids. The record is from RefSeq and is a predicted model, not a curated record.
AUGGCUGACCCUAUUUCACUGGUGGCUGCGGGUGUAGGAAUCGGCGAUGUUGCAUUUCGGCUCAUCGCCUAUCUCAAAGGCAUCAAAGCAGCCGUUAAGACUAUGGAUGAAGACAUUGAAGGGCUGAUCAACGAGGUCGAAGGUCUUCAAAAGGUUCAUGGUCACCUCGAAAAGGAAUAUCUCAAGAGUAUGACUAAUGUUGACAUGGGAGAUGACGAGAGAGGCCUUUGGACAAGCACAGGACAAACUCUCAAGAACGGGCAGAAGCUUACAAAGAAGCUUGAAGAAUCGGUGCAGUCUAUCUAUGGUGAUCAUAAGCUAAUUACUGGAAGGUUGGAUGGCUGGGACAAGGCGCGUAAAAAGAGAAGCAAAGACAGCAUGAUAUCUGGACUUCGAGACCAGAUCAACACAUAUCAGGGAGCCUUGCAGAUGUUGCUCGGUUUCAUUUCCAUGCAGUCCACUCGCGAAAGUCACAAGGAUCAGAAUGCCCAGCUCGACAAACUGGUAGCUGAUUUCCAAGAAUUGAAGAGUCGAAUGGAGCAACAAGCACAACACACAUCGUUACCCUUAUAUGAAACUGUGACUACCACAACAGCCUAUCGUGACUUCAACAUGGAAUCCGUGUCAGUCGUGAAUCAGCUCGGUAUUGCAAUUGAUAACAUUGCGCACAAUCCAGCGUCCGACGCCUCGGUGACAAACGAACAUUUUGAUAUUCCGAAGCCUGUCGAUCCGUUUUAUACUGGUCGUGAAGACUACGCAAAACGCUUGCGCAGCUGGAUGUUACCGAGUCUUUCUCGAAAGCAACGCAGUACACCGGCCGUCAAGGCAGAGCAAAAACGUUUCAUUGUGUAUGGGCUUGGAGGCGCGGGGAAGACCCAGUUCUGCUCGAAAUUUGCUGAAGACAAUCGCCAAUACUUCUGGGGAGUAUUUUGGGUAGAUGGUAGCAGCCGGUCGCGGUUGAAACAAACCUUCUCUCAGAAUGUGUCAAAGAUUGGAAAAGUCGAUCCCAACGAAAAUGCUGCACUCCACUGGCUAUCAAACCUAAGUCUUCCUUGGCUUCUUAUCAUCGACAAUGCUGACGACCCCGACCUCAAGCUUGCGGAUUAUUUUCCACGAGGCAAUCGAGGUCACGUUCUCGUCACAACCCGUGACCCCGGGAAGAAGAUGUAUGGUACUGCUGGUGAUCGAUUUUUUGAAUUCCAAGGACUGAGUACCAGCGAUGCAAGUAGCCUACUGCUGAAAGCAGCCGGUCAGUCAGAACCAUGGGACACGGUCGUAUCCAGCAUUGCUUUAAAGAUUGCGAAAGCUCUUGGCUAUCUUGCGCUGGCAAUCACGCAUGCGGGUAGGGCCAUCCGCGAAGAGUAUUGUAAGCUGAGCGAGUAUUUACACUAUUAUGAGCGCCAAUGGGAAGCGACGAGACAGACCAGACUUCCAGUAAGAGACAAGGAUGCCGCCGACGAGUUGAGCGUCUUCUCAACUUUCGAGUUGAACCGAGAAGCUAUCGAGGACCGAGCGACAAGAGCAUCUCGAGACGCCCUUCAGUUGCUUGACACAUUUGCAUUUCUUCACAAUCAAGACAUUAGAUACGACUUUUUGCAACGAUCUAUCAAGAAUGCCCACGUUGAACAUAAGAAGGAAGUUGAGGAUAGGAUGAAUGAACGCAGCCAAGCCCGCACCCGACUGGUCGACAUGGUGCAAAGAAACCGCGUUCUUAGCCCUUACCUACCUCUACCAGAAUCGAAGUCCGCCCGUUCUACCCAGUAUGGACGUGAUAAGAAGGCGAUGAAUGAAGAUCGACUACGUCUAGCUUUACGGCAGUUGACUCAGUUUUCACUCAUAAUAAAAGGUCACAACUCUGAAAGCUACUCUAUGGUUAUAGAUCUUAAUAGAGUCGUUUACAAAGAUAUUUUAAUGGUCCCAUCAUGCUCAGCAACGACUCCGUAUCGUGUAGUGGCAAGGCUAUGA